This is a messenger RNA of Osmerus eperlanus (European smelt), 2156 nucleotides long. It is a transcript of the gene larp7, whose product is annotated as La ribonucleoprotein 7, transcriptional regulator. Gene Ontology annotation, molecular function: RNA binding. Gene Ontology annotation, biological process: RNA processing. The coding region runs from base 139 to 1827 and encodes 562 amino acids. The transcript has 13 exons. Lineage: Eukaryota; Metazoa; Chordata; Actinopteri; Osmeriformes; Osmeridae. The record is from RefSeq and is a predicted model, not a curated record. Gene Ontology annotation, cellular component: nucleus; ribonucleoprotein complex.
GGCCUGAGGAGAGAGUUCCGGGUACUGUUUAAGCCCUAUUAAACAUUCUCUGGUAAACUGUUAGCAAUGGUUAGCUAGCUAGCUUCACAUGCUUCGAGGGAUUUUGACUUCACACAAGACAAGUACGUAGGCACAUUAAUGAUCGACUCUGCGGAGGAGGUUAUGAGUGCUGUCGCAGGGGAGCGUUGUUCCAUUGACCCUUGCAGCAAGAACAGAGAAAAUGAGAAGAAGAAGAGGUCUCGAGUGAAACAGCUCCUUUCAGAUAUAAAGAAACAAGUUGAAUUCUGGUUUGGGGAUGUAAACCUGCACAAGGACCGGUUUCUAAAACAGCUGAUUGAAGAUUCAAGAGAUGGAUAUGUAGAUUUAUCAGUGUUAACCACCUUCAACCGAAUGAAGAAGAUGUCAACUGACUGCAAGCUGAUUGCAAGGGCGCUGAAAAACUCAUCAUUAGUUGAGGUUAACCUGGAGGGAACGAAAGUUCGAAGACAGGAUCCACUGGGAGAUGAUCCAAAAGAUGUUGACACUCGCACAGUCUAUGUGGAACUUCUGCCCAAGGAUGUCAAACAUGGCUGGAUAGAGCGGGUCUUCAGCAAAUGUGGGAAUGUGGUUUAUGUCAGCAUCCCAAAAUACAAGACCUCUGGACAGUCGAAAGGUUUUGCUUUUGUCGAGUUUGAAACAGAAGAGCAAGCACAGAAGGCUAUAGAGAUGCUAAAUAAUCCUCCUGAAGAUGCUCCCAGGAAACCUGGAAUCUUUCCCAAAACCAAGAAUGGAAAGCAAAUCCCCCUUGAACACACUGAAAAUGUCACACAAGGUGAAGCAGAGCAAACAAAUAAGUUGUCUGUGUUUAGUGCUAAGGUUGAAGCAAAGACAUCAGUUAAGGUCAAUGAACAGGAAAUGGUGACUAGUGGGAAGAUGACAGAGAUGAUAAAUGAUGAGGAAAUGGCCAGCAGACAAAGGCUCCCUGCACAAAUUAUGGAAAAAAAGAGACGGCGCUCGCAAUCAUCAGGAAGUUUGGAGAGCCAAGUCCAGGACGACCUGCCAUCAAAGAUCAGGAGGACAAUGAAAGAGGAGUCUCAGUGGGAAAGAGAGGAGUUAGACGAGAAGGAUAUGGUAGUCAAAAGUGAUAAAGAGGAAAAGAGGGAAGACUCUCUGUUAAAAACCAAAAGGAAAAGGAAAAAUAAAAAUAAGGAGAGACUGAAGAUGGGAGAUGAGGUAGCACCGCUCAGAGUUAUUUCCAAGCAUGACUGGCUUUCACUUAAGCAGGAGUAUCUGACCUUGCAAAAACAGAGUAUGUCAACAUUAAAGAAAUGCAUGACCGAGAUCCACCAGAGGGGGGGUCGACAACAAAUGGAGGCAAACAGCGUUCUCCAGAAGGAUCAGACAUUUGAUGAGAGUGAAAAAGCUGUUAAGGACAAACCAAAGGGGCCUCUCUUCGAGUCUGGAGUCAUUGUGAAGAUAACACACACAAUGCCUUUACCUGGGAGAAAGUGUAUAAAGGAGGUACUCUCAGAAGUUUCACCUGUGGUUUAUGUGGAUAUCGUGGAGGGAGAUGCUGAGGGUCAUGUCCGCUUCAAGUCUCCAGAAGAUGCCAAGGCUAUAAUCAACGCAAAUGCAGAGCUCCAAAAAAAGCACAACUGGCAACUGGCAAUCCUUUCUGGGGACCAUGAACAAAGAUACUGGCAGAAAAUCUUGGUGGACCGCCAAGUCAAGUUGAACAGACCAAGGGAAAAGAAAAGGGGCACAGAGAAGCUGAUUUCCAAAGCAGAGAAGAUAAUCAUUGCCAGGGCUAAGGAGGCUAGUAAGCACAUACGCUUCCUGGAGGAUUGAUAGUGGCAUGAUAAUUGGCUAUGGGGAUCUACAUGUAUUUUCUUCUGCAUUUGGCACUCAUUUAGUUGAUUGGUUGAUAGCCUUGUUUAAAAAAAUUUUUUAAUCCAAGACAGUUCCCCUAAAGUAGGUUGGCUAAUAAUGUUGUUUAAUAAGCGUUGUUGUGUAGAUGCAAUUAUAGAUGGAACAUAAACAAAUUCAUACCAUCAUCUUGUGGAAUAUGUGCCAUGUGCACAAAAGGUGAAUUUGAAUACAUUUACAUGCCGCUGUUAAUUCUUCAUUACAUUUUAGACAUUUUUUCUUGAACAUCAUGAAAUAAAGAUUUAAUUUGG